Molecule: messenger RNA, 1201 nt
Organism: Dentiscutata erythropus
Lineage: Eukaryota; Fungi; Glomeromycota; Glomeromycetes; Diversisporales; Gigasporaceae
Source: the annotation of a GenBank genome assembly
GAAAAUAUGAGUGGAAUACUUAGUACUAUCACCGGUGUAUUAGGACGAUUGUUCAGAAAUCUCUUACCAAGCUGGGGAGACCCAACACCACCUGAGUUACCCGAACCUUCCGAGCUACCAGAACCAGAAGAAGGAAUAGAAGAUCCAGAAGAUCCUUUAGCCACGUUCGAGAAUGUUGAAGACCAAAUUAGUGAUGUUUAUAGAAGAGAAUUAGCUCAAUUAGGGGGUAUUAAAAUAAAAAUAGUUCUUAUUGCUCAUAUGUAUCAGAUUGCACAAGGAGGGCAUUUUGGGCAUCGAAUAGAUCAAGACAUAGCAUUUCCAAGUGAAAUUUUAGAUAUUAUUCCGAAUCAACAUUCAGGUUGGAUAUAUGAGUAUGGAAAAAAGAUCUUUCUAGAAAUAAGUGCAUACCAACCACUCCAAGGCAGUUCCUAUUUUGCAUUACCAAAAAUAUGGGCCAAGCCUCAAUUAGGGAUAAUUAACCCUCAAAAUACAGACGAAAGAUGUUUCGAAGCAUGUAUAAAAGCUUAUUUAGCAAGUGAAGAGGCCUGUAGACAGGGUCAAAGAGCAAGAAAUCUUCAUGAUAUUAGUAGGCUACAACGCUUUAAUAAUAUACUAGACUUCUUUGGUAUAAAUUUUCCAUCCACAUUACGUGAUAUCGAUAUAUUCGAAGAAAAUAAUCCAAAUUAUGCAGUAAAUGUGUUCUAUCCUGCGCCAGAAAAAAAUGAUAAAGAGCAAGCAACUAGAAAGUUGGACCCACUCUGUUUAUUGGAGUAUAAUUAUCAAAGAGAGUAUAUGGUGGAUUUAAUUUUAUUUACUGAAGGAGAGGAAGAUUUGAGGGAUCGCCCAUCAUGGGAUCUACUUGAAGAACAUAUAAAGUACAAUUGCCACGGUCGAAAUAAUCCUAAUGCUGGGCAAAGAGAAAUCUUUCCAGAAAAAGGUAGGCACAUUAUGAAAUUCGAAAAUUAUAAGGCAAUGGAAAACAUACCAUUUUAUUUUGUUAAAGAUCUCGAAGCAGAUAAUGGGAAGCUUGCAAAAGAAAUUGUUAGGCGAACUCCAAACUCAAUUGCAGAGUCAUGGGAAAGCAUGCAACGAGACUUGGAAAAAAUUAUCAAGCCAAAGUUGCGCAAUCCAGAAAAAAUAAAAAUGACAGAACGUGAUUGGCGAACACAUAACUCUGUCAGAAAAUGUUAUAUAUGUGAAG